Molecule: messenger RNA, 1422 nt
Organism: Hypoxylon fragiforme
Lineage: Eukaryota; Fungi; Ascomycota; Sordariomycetes; Xylariales; Hypoxylaceae
Product: DszA family xenobiotic compound monooxygenase
Exons: 8
Coding region: 1-1422 (473 amino acids)
Molecular function (GO): monooxygenase activity; oxidoreductase activity, acting on paired donors, with incorporation or reduction of molecular oxygen
Source: RefSeq, a predicted model, not a curated record
AUGGCAUCAUCAAGUAGGAUUUUGGAGAUGGAAACCCCCCUGAACGACAGUAACAAGAAACAAAUUCUUCUAAAUGGAUUCGACAUGUUUACGGUCGGCCAUCUAUCGUUCGGCCAGUGGAGGAACCCCAAAGAUCGAGCAAAGGAUAAGCGACGCGACUUGUCGUACUGGACUGACCUUGCCAAGCUCCUCGAAAAGGGGGGCUUCACAUAUAAGGGGAGCGCUGAGCCAGCUAUCCGAACGGGAAGCCAAUUCCCCAUGGCCGAUCCAGUAAUUCCGGUCUCAGCAAUGGCAGCAGUUACGAAGAAGCUUGGAUUUGCCAUAACGACGUCAACCUCGUAUGAACAGCCCUAUGUCGUGGCAAAACGCUUCAGUACGCUGGAUCAUCUGACAGGAGGUCGCUUUGGUUGGAACAUCGUAACGAGUUGGAAGGAAUCAGCGUCUCGGGCUGUCGGACUACCCUACGUGGAACAUGAUAAACGCUACGAGAUUGCAGACGAGUAUCUGAGAGUUUUAUACAAGCUCUGGGAGGACUCGUGGUCCGAUAAAGCCCUGGUUGAAGACGCAGAGAAAGGCGUCUACGCCGACUAUUCGCAGAUCCGGACUAUUCAUCACCAUGGCGCGAAGUUCCGCGUCGAUGCUCCCCAUAUCGUAGAUCCAUCGCCCCAGCGGACUCCCGUCCUCUUCCAAGCGGGCACUUCGCCAGCCGGCAUCCAAUUCGGCGCAACCCACGCCGAAGGGAUCUUCGUCUCCGCCCUCUCCCCUCACAUCCUCGCGCCCCGCGUCCAAGCCAUCCGCGCCGCCGCCGCCUCCUCCUCCGGCCGUGACCCCUCCUCCAUCAAGAUCUUCGCCAUGAUAACCCCCAUCAUCGGCUCCUCCCCCGCCGACGCACGAGCCAAGCACGAGGACGCUUUGCGGUACGUGCUUGUGGAAGGCGGGCUAGCGCAGUUCAGCGCGAGCACGGGGAUCGACGUCGCGCGCUUCGACCUCGACCACGAGCUCACGGCCGACGACAUCUCGGCGAUCGCGCGCGUGCACUCGGCGCUCGGGAACCUGCAGUAUAGGGGGGACGACGUGCCGCGGCUGACGCCGAGGAACUUGGGGGUUGUGAGUGCGAUUGGCGGCAUGGGUGCGAUGCCGGUGGGGACGGCGGCGGAGGUGGCGGAUGUGAUGGAGGAGUGGGUCGAUGUGGCGGGUGUGGAUGGGUUUAAUCUGGGCUAUGUGAUCACGCCGGGGAGUUUUGAGGAUGCGUUGGAGUACUUGGUGCCGGAGCUGAGGAGGAGAGGGAGAUAUCCACCCGCAGAGGAGGAUGGGGGGAGAAUGGUGUAUCUGAGGGAUGAUCACCCGGGCUUUCGGUACAAGUACGAUACGUAUGAGGAUGCGGUUGCGAAGGAACAGGAGACGGAGGCGCAAACGGCGUAG